Messenger RNA from Gadus macrocephalus (Pacific cod), 3821 nucleotides. It is a transcript of the gene dclk3, whose product is annotated as doublecortin-like kinase 3. The record is from RefSeq and is a predicted model, not a curated record. Gene Ontology annotation, molecular function: ATP binding; protein kinase activity. Bases 588 to 3233 code for a protein of 881 amino acids. The transcript has 7 exons. NCBI's taxonomy places the organism in Eukaryota, Metazoa, Chordata, Actinopteri, Gadiformes, Gadidae. Gene Ontology annotation, biological process: protein phosphorylation; intracellular signal transduction.
CAUUAUUAGUCCUACAAAACUAUUAUUAGCUGCCCCCCCCCCCCCCCCCUCCAUUAAGUUAUAGUGCACUGAUUCUGCAAAGUGUAGAUUUGUAAACAUACAAUUAUAGUUAUUCACUAUUCAGUGUUCUACAGCUCAACGUAGCCCUUCAGCUUCCCAUCCAUACAGUCCCUCCGAAGAAUUCCAUGGCCAGAAACGCAUCUCAAGCCUAGGCGAUCUCCUUCUUCUUUUCACCACACUACGGUUCUUAAGCCCCCCAGUUCCUAGAGUUACCGAUAAUUAUGUCAGAGAGUAUCACAUCAUCCGACGUAACGCUAGUUGUCGCCGUGGCCCUGCUGUUUGUUUACCUUUGGGGCCCACUUUAACGCGCGACCCCGUCUGGCCCCACUCCACUCCCCCCGGCGCGCUACCGCCGCCACUCCAGUCAACGCCGCCGCUCUACUAAGUGCGCGCAUCACGUCUCAUCAACCUCGAAUACGCACAACCUCCAUCAGCCGAAGCCACGAGGAAUACGCCGUUUCCAGGUGUAAAGAAGACGCAGAGGGUUUCCUGAUACUUUUGUCGUCCUCCUUUUAGUUUGAACAGUGAUGACGCCUGCAUGGAAAGCCCAGCCAGGAUACCCCGCGAUCGGAGACCAAUGGAAAGCGACCAUCCCCGCCAUCUCCCCGUCGAGUCACGUCGGGGACGGACCCCGCCACUGGGCCCCUCAGCCCCACCCUACAGGGGCGGCGCUGGGUGGCCCCCCCAGGCGCUGCGGCCCGCCGCCCCCCCUCCCCCUCUUCCACACGCGCCACGCCGAGCAGAGCGCCGGCCGGCCGCGGCUGGUCACCGUGGCACGGCCCUGCGGCCACAGCGACCUGCGGAAGGUAACGGUGCUGUUGAACCGCAGGGGCGUGGUUUCGUUUGAGCAGCUCCUACUCGAUGUCUCGGAGGCCCUGGGCUUUCCUCGCUGGCACAGGGGCCGGGUCACAAGGCUGUUCACGCCCCAUGGGCGGGAGGUGAGAGGCGUCAGCGACUUCUUCCGAGGCGAGGUGGCGUUCCUGGCCCUGGGGAGGGCCCGGCCGGAGCUGCGCAGCGUGCAGGAGGCCCUGGAGGAGCUGUUCCCGGAGCCGUCUCGUUACCGUGCCGAUGCCGUGCGCGCCUGGGAGAGGAGGCUCCGCCCCCCCCCGGAUAAAGCCGCCAAGGCCGACAGCGGGUACAGCGAGGAGACGGCCGACGGUGACGACGACCGGACGAACCCGCGAGCGCCGCUGAAGCCCGACGCGCAGUGGGACGCCAAGGCGAGGCCGCACCAGGGCGCCCGGAGAACCUCGCAGCCCCCUCCCCACGCGGGCAAGACGCGCAGGCACGACCACGACGGCCCCGCCGGCUGUAGACAGCCAAAAGAAAAACACCCCUGCAGACAACCCACCCACCCGCCCAAUCACCUGCAGGCGCUGCGGGGGAAAGGCGGGACUAGGGAGCAGCAGCCCUCUGGGAUUGGUCUGUUCCAGGCGGACAAGGCGCUGAGGGGAGCACACGCUCCGUCUCCGUCGUUGUGUCAAAACUGCUUAGCGGGGCGGAACAAACUGCUAGUGUGUUCUGAGCUGCCUGAUCAGAUUCCCAAGAGAGUCCCACUUCCUCCCGUGUCAAGGAAACCCAAACCAAGCCCUACGAAGCAUCCCAAAAGCACUCGUCUGGGGGCCGUCGCCCCGCAGCGGGGGAUCAGAGAUGAGGAGGAACAGUGCCUGGAACAAUUAAAACAUUCGUCCAUAAACUCCCCGCGAGGGGGGCCGCCGGAGCCCGAGGAGACCCAGCGCUGGGUGCCCUUUGACCUCCUGCGAGACAAGAAAGAGGUCGCCCUGUCCGACAUCGAGCGCUGCUACGACAUCGGCCGUGUGAUCGGCGACGGGAACUUUGCGAUCGUGCGGGAGUGCCGGCGUCGCGACACCGGACUGAGCCUGGCCAUGAAGAUCGUGGAGCGCUCCAAGCUGAUUGGCCGAGAGCACAUGAUGCAGAACGAGCUCAGCCUGCUGGGCAGCCUGUCGCACCCGUGUGUGGUGCGGCUGUUCGCCCACUACCACACGCACACCCAGGCCUACCUGGUGCUGGAGCUGGUCAACGGCGGAGAUCUCUUCGAGGCCAUCGCCAGGAGAGGGAAGUUCCCAGAGGACGAGGCGGGGCUCAUCGUGGCGGACGUGAGCGGAGCGCUGAGUUAUAUCCACUCCAAGAGCAUCGUCCACCGGGACCUCAAACCGGAAAACCUUCUGAUUGAGUGCAGGGCCGAUGGCAGCAAUAGACUUAAACUGGGGGACUUCGGUCUGGCCAUGGUGGUCACAGAACCUAUUUUCACAGUCUGUGGCACGCCCACCUAUGUCGCCCCAGAGAUCCUCUCUGAGACAGGUUAUGGUCUGUCGGUGGACGUGUGGGCUCUGGGGGUCAUCCUCUACAUACUGCUCUGUGGCUUCCCUCCGUUCCGCAGUCAGGAUCGAGACCAGGAGGAGCUGUUCAAGCUCAUAAGGGAGGGAAAAGUCCACUUUCUCUCCAAUUACUGGGACCCUGUUUCAGAGGGAGCCAAAGACCUGGUCAAAGGGUUGCUCCAGGGUAACCCCAUCGAGAGGCUCUCAGCCUCCCAGUCUCUACAGCACCCCUGGGUGCAGGCCAUGGCCACUGCCUGCAGACAGGGGGCGCUCACACAGAGGCUGCACAAGACUACCGCCGCGCUGGCAGCAGCAGAGUCCAGAGACACACGAGGGCAGACGUCCACAGGGAAAGCCCCCAGAGACAAAAGGACGGCGCACGCAGACAGCCAACCGGGGCUUACACACAAAGCACAGAUUAGCCCCGCAGCGGAGGCUACCGAACCAUCAGGGGCCCACCGUGAGCUGAACCCAGGGGCCCCGGAGUGGCGGGAGGAGGGAUCACGGCAGGCCGACGCAGCAGAGCACCCUGCGGGGGUGGACGCCGACGCCGCGCCGUCUGAACGGCCAGGCUCCUCCCCGACCCCUUCCACCUCCCCGCCACUGCCACCGGCCGCCCCCCCGGACAGCCACGCACGCUCCCCCCGAUCGGGAACCAUGGACACGGCGGCAACGUCGCCCCCAGGUGCUGCUCAGGACGUCCUCCAGCAGCCACAGGCACCCGGCGCCCUCCGCCCCCUGGUUCUAGAGAGCUCUCUCACAUCAAAACAAACCCAGCCACCGACUGGACCGACGGAACCCAGUCCCUCCUCCAGCCCAACCACCAGCCCCUGAACCACUGCGACCCCCCCCCCCCCCCCACCUUCACCCCCAGUACCGACCUUCUUCCCCCUCUCUGUUCUCCAAUCUAAGAUGAUGGAAUCACAAAUCACAGAGCCCACCCCCCAGGCUGCCGUCUCAGACAAUACUGCUGAUUUGCACCGCCUGGAAUCCCCUGAAUCCUGGAAGACGGGAGGCCCAGAUUCACUCUCUGAGUGAUUGAAUGGCAGCUGAUUAACGAGGAGAGUUGUGUGCUGAAAUGGGGGGCGGGGUGAAGGAGUGAGUGAGCAGGGCGACAUGGGGGGGCUAUAGGCUGCAGGACCCUGUACACAGGAAUCCCAGGUGGAAAAGUUAAAGUAGUUCUGUGAAGGUCAUCCUUCUUCUGCCAUGAUGUACAUGCCACUGAAAGAAUAGAGAAACGUUUAUAUUUAUUGUAUUUUUCAAUGGAUGCCAUAAUCACAUUGUUACCUUGUAGCACACGCACGCACACUUGCACACCAUGUACUAAUAUCUAGAGAAGCUAAUAUGUUUCUGACAAUGUGGAUAUUACAAAUGAUCUACUAGUAAUAAACUAAACUAAUAAAUAAACAAAUCUAACUGUAA